AUGAGCAGCACAUUCGUCACAUUAGCAGAAGUCCUGGAGGCCCGAGGGGGGCCUCUGCUGGAGGAGGAGGUUUGGGCCCUGCUGCUGGCCACUGCAGCGUGUUUGGAGGAUGCCUCCGAUAAAGGUCAAAACAACAUGUGCAAUAUCAUAAGCCCCACCUCCUUGCUGCUGUCAGCUACUGGUAGCCUAGCAUUUAAGAACUGUGGCCUAUCAGAGGAGGUAUCGACCUUCACUGCUCCAGAGAUGCUGCAGGGCCGCUCCAGCUCAACCAAACCUGCCAUAGAGAGGAUGCUGGUGUAUUCACUGGGUAUGACUCUCUACUGGUCAGUUGAUUUUCACCUACCUCAAAAUCAGCCAGUCCAGUUGAGCGACCAUCUCAACAGCCUCGUCCUAAGCAUGUGUGAAGAUGUGUCCCAUCGCAGACUUACCAUCAGCUCCAUCCUGGAAGCCUGUGAGUGUCAUCAGAAAGCCUCUAGCCUGCCUCCUUCGGCCGACGUCAUCAGGCAGCUGGUGGAGGAGGUCUUUCGUGAACCGGUGAGUCCUCAAACACGGACCUUAUUGGAGGGGGUUUCAUUGUAGCCUGUUUUUCACUGUACUUCCGUCCCCCAGAUGGACCACGGUUCUGACAGCAACUUGCCUCUGAGUGGGCGGAGCCAGAUGAUCAGAGAAAGGCUUCAUGGAAGGAGAGGACCAUUUGCAGACUUCACUGAAAGUUGUCCAGAGAGGAGAAGAUACUCCACUGACUCCGAUUCAAAGUCAGGUAUCUGUUUACCUCAGAGAUCUUGGAAACAUCGGCCAAGAAGCUCACCCACACCUUUGUAUCAAUCGUCUUUAGAAAGGCUCCCACGAGGGGCUCGUCACAGGGACAGCACCUGCAGUUGGCUCGGCCGAAGCCCCCACCAUGACGUCUCUCCCAAGACAUCAGGCAGGUCUCACAGUCCUUCCAUCACCUUCAGUGAAUCCUCCAUCAGCUUGAGCCAGAGGAAACCUAAGGCUUUGGGUCCAGAGUUUAUCCGAAUGGCUGAUGAACAGCAAAUUGUUCUUGAGCUUCCAGGAUCUAUUGUGUCCAGGAAGGGCCGCUUAUGUUCAUCUCAGAGGGAAGUGACGGUGGUGCUGCCAAGCGGCCAGUACGUGGUGGUCCGCUGCGACAUCAAGUCCCGUGCGAGGGACGUGUUUGACAUGGUGGUGGCUCACGCUAACUUAGUGGAGCACUUCUACUUUGGCCUUGCAUUUCUUGACGAUGAUGAAUAUUUUUUUUUGGACAACGAAACAAAAAUCUCCAAAGUUGCUCCUGAUAGUUGGAAGAAAGGGCAAAUACUUUCCUUUUUGGUCUUCCUUCGAGUCAAAUUUUUUGUCGAUGAUAUUGCCUUUGUUUUGCACAGAUUAACACGCCACCAGUACUAUUUGCAGAUGCGGAAGGACAUUUUAGAGGAUCGCCUCUAUUGCAACGAGGAGACGGGCUUGUUUCUGGCUGCCCUCGCUCUGCAGGCUGAAUUUGGGGAUUACAUGCCAGAGUUGUACGGGAAGAGUUACUACCAGCUAGAGCACUAUGUGUCAAAGAGAAUGCUUGAUAAGCUGGCUUUGCCCAAUGUGAAGGAUGAGCUGCCAAGACUGCAUGCAAGUCAUGCUCCAAUGCCGCCCGACGAGGCAGAAACAGAAUAUCUCAAAAUUGCUCAGCAACUACCAGAGUAUGGAGUUAUGUUCCACCGUGUGGGAAGAGAAAAAAGGCCUUUGAUUGGUGAAUUGGUUUUGGGAGUGUGUGCCAAAGGAAUAAUCAUGUACGAGAUGAAGAAUCAGGUCCGGACCGUCAGCAGACGCUUCCUCUGGAGUGAAACAGACGCAAUUUCCACUGGGCGCCGUAAACUGAUCAUCGAAUGUGGUGGACCAAGCGGUAGAAAGCACAGUUUUAUAACGGAGAGCUCCAAAAUAGCACAAUACAUCCUCAACCUCUGCUCCGCACAACACAAGUUCCACAGCGAGAUGACAUCACGGCAACUUAAUCACAGUAUGAUGCCAGAUGAAAACAUGUCUGUUUAUGCGGGUUGUAACCUGAACCUGAAGCGGAUCUCGUGCUCUGAGGGCAUGUUGAACCACGUUGGUUUAGCCCCAGGUCAACCGGAUCCGCUGUCUAAAUCUUGCGAGGACCUGAGCGCCAAGUUGGAAGCUAGACUCCGCCAUCAGAGAGAGAUGAGGCGGGAGAUGAGUAGAGAGCUGAACAAAGACCCUCCAGAAACUGGAGAAGGGGAUUUGAAAGAGCGUCCUUACUGGAGCACACCAGAGUCGAUUCCUAGAAUGAUGUCAAGUGUCUCGCUGCAGAAAGACUCGGAUGUAUCUUCAAUACGAGUUGAUACACCGACAAGGUCUUCACCAGAGAGAGAAAUUAUCUGCGUAAGUCUCAAGAAAGAUCCCAAACUUGGCUUUGGCUUUGUGAUUGUGGGCGAGGACAAUACAGGUAAACUCGACCUUGGUAUCUUCAUUGCUUCCAUUGUACCAGAUGGACCUGCGGACAAAGAUGGACGGAUCAAACCAGGUGGACGUCUCAUUUCUUUAAAUAAGACUAGUUUGGAAGGGGUAACAUUUAGCGAUGCUGCUGCCAUUUUACAGAAUAGUCCAGAGGAAGUGGAGCUGAUUGUGUCCCAGCCCAAACAGUGUUUGAAAGACAGCAAGAACUCAUUGUGCCAAAGUACAUUGGGCUUGGCAUUGGAAAGGAGCUUUGGUUCUCAGACCACCUUAAGUGGGACUGAGUAUCGACACGCCAUGGAUGAACUGGAGGAUGCCAUCACGCUUUCUAGCAUGGCCACGCCCAAGCAGAACAGGAAGCUUCACAUACCUGUGGUGCGGAUACAUGACGCGCAGGACAUGUGUUCCAGGUCUCCCUCUAUUUUAAGUCUAAAAACUGGGGAGAAGUUUUCAGUGGAGCUAAAGAAGACUGGUGGGAGUCUUGGCAUUAGUGUUGCUGGAGGAUUAAACACAAGUGUGAGACAUGGUGGCAUCUACAUAAAAAGUCUAGUGAUUGGGGGUGCUGCUGAGCAGGAUGGACGCAUUCAAAUUGGUGACAGACUGCUUGAGGUUGACGGCUCCAACCUGAGGGCAGUGACACACCAACAAGCUGUCGAGUGCCUAAAGCGGACUGAGGAGGUGGUGAACCUGCUGCUGGAGAGGGAACCUACAGUCAUCUUGGAACCCAGAACCGAAUACGCCCUCCCAGGCUCCAUCCAGCCCCCAAGGACUGAGGUCUCCUUGGAAACAACCUUGAGUAGCCGGGCAAAGGACUACAGCUUUGUCACUGAUGAAAACACGCAUGAAGUGAUCCUGAAGAAGAGUUUGUCAGGUCUAGGCUUCAGUUUUAACAUUUCCUAUUACAACUCGGGGCAAGACCGUGGCAGCGUGGUCCGUAUCAAGCGUCUGUUCCCCGGUCAGCCAGCCCAUGAGAGUGGUCUCUUACGAGAAGGGGACAUUAUUCUGUCUGUCAACAAAGAACCUGUCAAGGACCUUUCCUACCAGAGGGUUUUGUUCCUGUUAAGAGGUGCCCCUUCUGAAGUUCAUCUCUUGAUCUGUCGACCCGGUCCAACAGUGCUGUAUGAUGCUGAUGACAACACACUGAGUCCUGCACCUACCAGGGAGAUCCGAUCCCGGUCUCUGGACAUCUGUCUAGGAGAUGACUACAGCCAGUUUCUUAAUUUUCAAUUUGAUGUCAAUUUAGCUGCUCAGAGCACAGUCCCUAGUCUCCAGGAGGACCUGAGUGACACAGUCCAGAAAAGUCCAGAACCAGGUGCAGCUCCAAGUAUUUUUGAUGGACCAGUACAAGGUGAACAGACACCUCAGUCUAUACCCCGGGCACAGUCUCCUCCUAUACCCAGCUCUCCCACAUCGCCUCCGACACCAAUCUCACCAGCCUCGCCAGUUUCUCCGACGUCACCCGUCUCGCCUCCGGUCUGCUUUCGACCAGCUCAUCAAGAGACACAGCUGUCUGUGGGAAAAUCAGAAGAACAACUGGAAGUAGAAAUAGAGAAAUCAAGCGAGGAUGAGCAGAAGGCCAUUGCAACAAGUUCAACAGAAAUAUAUGAUGUCUUCCCGAAGACUUCUUCAAACUCCAUGUAUGCCAGUGGUGUUCGAGAGGAGGCAGAUGGAAGCGUGACCUACUGCCUGGUUGGGAAUGGAUUGACUAUUAUGGCAGAUGAGGAGUAUUUGACCAUCAGUUCCACGCUGGAACCUCAACAGAAUUUUCAAUCCAAUCAGGCCACUCAAACACCCUCUAACACAUUGUCCAGUUUCAGCUCACAGAACCCAAAUAGUCCCAUAUCUCCUCUUAACCUCUCAUCUGACACCCUAACUACUUGUACCCUGGCACACCCGUCUCAACCGCUCACAACCCAGCCGUCCAAAGCCAAGCAUCACCCAAUCCACCAGGGACAGCAAUUUCCACUGCAAUGCAAAGCCGUUGCUAAGAACAGUCAGCCUGCAGUGGGGCUCUCUCAAAAUUCUGCUCCAACGGCUGGCCCCAUCACAACACAGAUAAUCUCCUCAACGCCUCCUUGCAUCACUGGACCCGCUCCCACCCUUGCAACCACAAUAUUACCUGCAGCUGCCCAGAGUCAUAUUCAGCAUAGAGAGGAGCCAGAGAAGAAAGGAAAAGAUGAGGAGGAGGAUGAAGACGAUGAAGAAGAGAGUAGAAGAAAGGGAUUGGUAAAAGAGUUUGAGUUGACCGUCCUUCUGACCAAGUCCAGGAGUGGAAGCUUCGGCUUCACCAUCACCCGAAGCAAAUUGGACAAUUGCUACUAUAUACAGGAAGUACUGGACAACCCAGCAAAGGCAGAUGGACGCCUCAGAGCUGGAGAUCGACUUAUCACGGUAAAUGGACAUGACGUCACCAAUGUGGCAGAUGAAGUUGCUAUGACGAUUCUCCGGUCCUCUCCCAGAAGACUUAGUAUGACCCUGGGCAGGGCUGUUACUAAUCUGGUGGCACCGCCUUCUUGCGACAGCUUGCCUGAUAUUGUCCUCUACAAGACACCUUCAGGACAGCUUGGCAUUAAACUAACCGGUGGCAUUGGCAGCAAAUGGCAAGGCAUUUACUGUCUGGAGGUUGUGCCAGGCUCACCGGCUAGCGAAGAGGGCAGUGUCCAACCCAACGACAAGAUCCUGUACAUCUGUGGCAGUUGCACUUUGGGAAUGACCCUUGAUGACGCCGUCAAAGCUUGCGAGAUCGCCCCGCGUAAAGUCAAACUUAAAAUCCUGAGAGACGACCAGCCAGUGACUCCCAAGGCUAAAUGGAACGGUCUGUUUGACUGGAAAAAAGAUAGGAAGUUCUUUGCGCGUUUUGAAGAGCCUGUCUCGCCUGACAAAGAAUCACCUCCUGAAGAGGUUGAAGUUGUCAGUAGAACUGGUGGCAAUUUCAGAUGUCUGUCUGUGGCUGAACAGCAAGAUAGUUGCAUCAUGCAAGUAGAGUUUACCAAACCAGAAGGAGGUGGCCUUGGCUUUGCACUGGUUGGGGGGACCAAUGGCAGCAUGCUCAGAGUGAAAGAAAUCUGCUCUGGUGGAGUAGCUGAGCUGGAUGGCAGACUUAGAGUGGGAGAUAUUCUUCUCGAGGUAAACGGUGUCAUUGUGUCGGGACUGAGCCACAGCAAGGUGGUGGAUAUCCUCCGUAAAGCUGAAGGCAUAGUGCAGCUCACUAUCUGCAGAGACAUCCUGCCAUUGACCUAUUCCGAAUCACCUACGCCACCCAACAUGGCCACAGGUGCCGAUGCUGUCCAGGCAGAGCAGCCAGCUCCAGUUAAUACCUCUGAUGCCUCUUCCGCUCCUGACGCCAUGAUUAACAAGCCAGUGGAUUGCCUCCCUGGUAAGGUUUUGUUGAAGUGUGUUUUUAAUGAAUCAGGUGUUUUAGUCACUAUGCCACCCCCUCCUCCACGACAACUAACUGUGGUCAUGGAUGAUACACCAAUUAAUCAGGAGAGCUGUGACAGUACCCCUUCUCAUCAAGCUUGCUGCCCAUCACUGAAUGUUACUGAAAUGUUGCAUGGAGCUUCUGACAGGAAACACACUGUGACCAAACUGUUGGAUCGGUCGUGCAAAGGCAUCCAGAAACCAGAGUCAGGCGGCUGGAGCAGCGAAGAAGAAGAUGAGGUGUUUGACCCCACUGCCCGCCAAACUGCCUCCGCACAGACAGGCCCGCCCAUAGUAUCAGAGGAAGAACUGUCCAAUUUAGCCCUGAUUAGCCCAUCAAGAAGCAGCCAGUAUUCGGGCUCCAGGGUAAAAGCCAUCAUCCAGAUUCUGCACCAUCAACUUGACCAGCAGGAACUGGUCAAAGAAUUCAUGGCUCUAGAGCACCUAAAGCCUACUGAUGACUGUGUGGUGGGAAAAGCCCCUGAGAACAGAGACAAAAACCGCUACAGAGACAUCCUGCCCUACGACAAAACCCGCGUCACCGUUGGAGACAAGCAGGAUUACAUCAAUGCCAGCUACAUCCGCAUGCAAGCGGGAGGUGAGGCGCUUUCCUACGUCUCCUGCCAAGGGCCGCUACCCUCCACAGUGGCUACGUUUUGGCAGAUGAUCUGGGAAAACAAAUCAGACGUGAUUGCCAUGAUGACUCAAGAAGUAGAACGAGGGAGGGUGAAAUGUCACAAGUACUGGCCCGGGAAUCCCAAAGAGCCCCUGGACACGGGCAAGUAUCACAUCUACCUGGAGAACCAGCAGCGUUUGCAAUAUUUCCACAUCAAGGUCAUCCGGAUGGUGGAAACUGAGACAGCAGAGACCCACACCGUCCAUCAUCUGAAUUUCACCCACUGGCCUGAUCACGGUGUUCCGCACGACUCCGAGCAACUGGUUCGCUUCAUUCGCUACCUACGUUCGGUUCACCACCAUGGCCCUGUCACGGUCCAUUGCAGCGCGGGAAUCGGACGCUCAGGUGUUCUAAUCUGUACGGACAUUAUCCUCAGCCUCAUCGAGAAGGAUUUGCCUAUUAACGUCAGCAACAUCGUAAAGGAGAUGAGACUUCAGCGCCAUGGGAUGAUUCAGACCAAGGAACAGUACCUCUUCUGCUACAAAGUCUGGUUGGAGGUUUUACAGGGCAUUUUACAGCUCCAUGGCACCCAGUGGCAACCGGAAAGUCCCCAAGACCACAAAAUAGUUUGA
Messenger RNA from Nerophis lumbriciformis (worm pipefish), 7128 nucleotides. The record is from RefSeq and is a predicted model, not a curated record. NCBI's taxonomy places the organism in Eukaryota, Metazoa, Chordata, Actinopteri, Syngnathiformes, Syngnathidae.